Nycticebus coucang (slow loris) is the source of this 7094-nucleotide messenger RNA. RefSeq names its product crumbs cell polarity complex component 2 (gene CRB2). Lineage: Eukaryota; Metazoa; Chordata; Mammalia; Primates; Lorisidae. Bases 84 to 3920 code for a protein of 1278 amino acids. Gene Ontology annotation, biological process: axon guidance. The record is from RefSeq and is a predicted model, not a curated record. Gene Ontology annotation, molecular function: calcium ion binding. The transcript is spliced from 13 exons.
AGUGCUGGUUGGAGGGAUGAGGGGGGUGUGGAGCCAGCCAGGCAGCCCGCCUGUUCCCACAGCAGUAAGCAGAGCAGGCUGCCAUGGCGCUGGCCAGGCCUGGGACCUGGGCCCCUAGGGCCCCAGCCCGUGUCCUGCUGCUGCUGCUCGGAACCCCAGCCCUUGCCCUCCUAGCUGGGACAGAGCCUCCAGAGUCCCUGAGUUCGUGUGCCUCAGACCCAUGUGCUCCAGGGACCCAGUGCCAGGCUACUGACAGUGGUAGCUACACCUGUGGGCCCGCGGAGCCACAGGGCUGUGACAGCCAGCCAUGCUACCAUGGUGCUCUGUGUGUGCCACAGGAUUCGGAUCCCAGUGGCUUCCGCUGCUACUGUGUGCCCGGUUUCCAGGGCCCACACUGUGAGCUGGACAUCAAUGAGUGUGCAUCCCGGCCCUGCCACCAUGGGGCCACCUGCCACAACCUGGCCGAUCGCUAUGAGUGCCUCUGCCCCCUCGGCUAUGCAGGAGUGACCUGCGAGGCCGAGGUGGACGAGUGCGCCUCUGCGCCCUGCCUGCAUGGGGGCACGUGCCAGGACCGCGUGGGCUCCUACAGCUGCAAGUGCGCGCCGGGCUACGAGGGUGCCCGCUGCCAGCUGGACCUCGACGAGUGCCAGAGCCAGCCGUGCGCACACGGGGGCACGUGCCACGACCUGGUCAACGGGUUCCGGUGCGACUGCGGGGACACCGGCUACGAGGGCGAGCGCUGCGAGCAGGAGGUGCUGGAGUGCGCGUCGGCGCCCUGCGCGCACAACGCGACCUGCCUCGAGGGCCUUGGGAGCUUCAGCUGCCUCUGCUGGCCAGGCUAUAGCGGCGAUCGAUGUGAGGUGGACGUAGACGAGUGUGCGGCAGGCCCCUGCCAACACGGGGGCCAGUGCCUGCAGCGCUCCGACCCUGCCCUCUAUGGGGGAGUCCACGCGGCCUUCCCCGGAGCCUUCAGCUUCCACCAUGCCGCCGGCUUCCUGUGCCACUGCCCUCCUGGCUUUGAGGGGGAUGACUGCAGUGUGGACGUGGAUGAGUGUGCCUCACAGCCAUGCCUCAACAGAGGCCACUGCCAGGACCUGCCCAACGGCUUCCAGUGUCACUGCCAGGAUGGCUACGCAGGCCUGACCUGUCAGGAAGAUGUGGAUGAAUGCCUCUCGGAUCCUUGCCUCCAUGGUGGAACCUGCGACGAUGUUGUGGCAGGCUACACCUGCCAGUGCCCGGAGGCCUGGGGUGGGCCCAAUUGUUCUGUGCAGCUCACUGGCUGCCAGGGCCAUACCUGUCCGCUGGCUGCCACCUGCACCCCUGUCUUCGAGUCUGGAGUCCACAGUUAUAUCUGCCUCUGUCCACCUGGUACCCAUGGACCUUUGUGUGGCCAGAAUACUACCUUCUCUGUGAUGGCAGGGAGCCCUGUGCAGGCAUCAGUGCCAGCUGGUGGCCCCCUGAGUCUGGCAUUGAGGUUUCGCACUACGCUGCCCACUGGAGCUUUGGCCACUCGCACUGGCACCCAGGACAGCUUGGAGCUGGCACUGGUCGGGGGUAUACUUCAGGCCACACUCUGGAGCCAUGGCACCACUGCGCUUGUCCUGAGACUGCCGGACCUGGCCCUAAAUGAUGGCCAGUGGCACCAAGUGGAGGUGACGUUUCAUCCUGGGAUCCUGGAGCUGCGGCUCUGGCAUGAGGCCUGCCCUGCCCAGCUCUGUGUGGCCUCUGGUCCUGUGGCUCUGGCUCCUACAGCUUUGGUGGCCCCGCUGCCUGUUGAGCACUUCUCUGCCCAGCUUGGUGGCGCGGUGUUUGCAGGCUGCCUCCAGGACGUACAUGUGGAUGGACACCUCCUGCUGCCUGAGGAUCUCAGCGAGAAUGUCCUCCUGGGCUGUGAGCGCCGGGAACAGUGCCAGCCUCUGCCUUGUGCCCAUGGAGGGGCCUGUGUGGACUUGUGGACUCAUUUCCGUUGUGACUGCCCCAGGCCACAUAGGGGGCCCACUUGCGCUGAUGAGGUUCCUGCUGCUACCUUUGGCUUGGGGGGCACCCUGAGCUGUGCCUCCUUUCUGCUCCAAGAGUCUCCAGCCCCCAACCUCACUGUGUCCUUCUUCCUCCGCACCCGGGAGCCCGCUGGCCUGCUGCUCCAAUUUGCCAACGACUCAGCAACUGGCCUGACAGUGUUCCUGAGUGACGGUCAGAUCCGGGUGGAGGCACUGGGCAGUCCUACUGUGGUGCUUCCUGGGCGCUGGGAUGAUGGGCUCCGCCGCCUGGUGAUGCUCACCUUUGGGCCUGACCAGCUGCAGGACCUGGGGCCGCAGGUGCACGUGGGUGGAAGGCUCCUCCCUGCUGACAGUCAGCCCUGGGGUGGGCCCUUCCGAGGCUGCCUCCAGGACCUGCAACUCAAUGGCCACCAUCUCCCCUUCUUUCCUCUGAGGCCACUGGAGAACUCCAGCCAGCCCAGCGAGCUUGGUGGCAGGCAGCUCCAGAACCUCACCAUGGGCUGCAUCUCUGAGGACACAUGCAGUCCUGACCCUUGUUUCAACGGUGGGACUUGUCUUGUCACCUGGAAUGAUUUCCACUGCACCUGCCUAGCCAACUUCACAGGGCCCACGUGUGCCCAGCAGCUGUGGUGCCCUGGCCAGCCCUGUCUCCCACCGGCCACCUGUGAGGAGGUCCCUGAUGGCUUUGUCUGUGUAGCUGAAACCACAUUCCGUGAGGGGCCCCCUGCCGCGUUCAGCCUGUCAUCAGGGCGCUGGCUCAGCGGUAUCUCUCUCGCCUUCCGCACGCGUGACCGGGAGGCCUGGCUCCUGCGCGCCGCAGUGGGCACCCAGGCCGGCGUAUGGCUGGCAGUGCGCAACGGCUCGCUCGUGGCCGGUGUGCGGGGCCACGGUCUGCCCGGUGCUGUGUUGCCUGCGCCCGGGCCGCGCGUGGCUGACGGUGCCUGGCACCGCGUGCGCCUGGCCAUGGAACGCCCGACGGCUGCUGCUUCGCGCUGGCUGUUGUGGCUGGACAGCGCGGCAACGCCUGUGGCUCUGCGUGGCCUGGCCGGUGACCUGGGCUUUUUGCACGGGCCGGGUGCUGCCCGCAUCCUGCUGGCUGAGAACUUCACGGGCUGCCUAGGGCGCGUGGCGCUUGGUGGUCUCCCACUGCCCCUGGGGCAGCUGCGGCCAGGCGCAACCCCUGGCCCCCGAGAGCACUUUGUGGCCUGGCCGGGGUUGUCAGUGGUGCGCCUCGGCUGCCACAGCGCACCCGUGUGUGAGCCCUCGCCUUGCCUGCACGGUGGCACCUGCCGCGACCUCUUCGAUGCCUUCGCCUGUGCCUGUGGGCCGGGCUGGGAGGGCCAGCGCUGUGAGGCCCGCGCCGACCCGUGUCGCUCUGCACCCUGUGCCCGCGGCCGCUGUCACGUUCGCCCUGAUGGUCGCUUUGAGUGCCGCUGCCUACCCGGCUUCGUGGGCCCACGCUGCAGGUUGCCUGUUCUGCCUGAGGAAUGUAACCUGAACCUCACCUGCCCCUGUGAGGCUGGGCCCCCGGGUGCCAACUGCAGCUGCCAGGAGGGCUUUGCUGGCCAGAGGUGUCGGACCCCUUCCCUGCCCUGUGAAACCAAUCCAUGCUUGAACGGGGGCACCUGCCGGGCAGCUGCCGGGGUGUCUGAGUGUAUCUGCAGUGUCAGAUUCUCCGGCCAGUUCUGCGAAGUGGCGAAGGGCGUGCCCCUGCCGCUGCCUUUCCCGCUGCUGGAGGUGGCGGUGCCUGCAGCCUGUGCCUGCCUCCUUCUCCUCCUCCUGGGCCUUCUCUCAGGGAUCUUGGCAGCCAGAAAGCGCCGUCAGUCUGAGGGCACCUAUAGCCCGAGCCAGCAGGAGGUGGCUGGGGCCCGGCUGGAGAUGGACAGCGUCCUCAAAGUGCCGCCUGAGGAGAGACUCAUCUAGGCCAGCCUGGCAGCCAGUGCCAGCACCCAGGAGGUCCUGAGCGAUUUCAACCUGGAGACCCAAGGAGGCUGCUUACGGGGCCUGGGACACUGAUGGGAAGAUGUCCCCUUGGCUGGUAGCCCCUGCCUCUGCCCCAUCGUGGACUGAGGAAAAGGGAGAGCAACUCAGGGAAAUAGAGAGGGACCUGGUGAGGGUGUAGGUAUUGCCAUCCGACCCAGGGUUUUGCCUCAGUAUGUGACUGUGCAUGGGAGGGCACACGUGGGUGCUCACGGUGUGUUCAGGAGUGUGUGAGCGUGUGCCUGGGACAUGUCUGUAGAUCUGUUGUCAGUGUUCUGAUGGGGCUCAUGGGCUUGUCUGUUUCUUUUGCUCUGUGUGUGUGUGUGACUGUGUAGUGGGUGCAGGUGAGCCUGGGGAGGAGGUGGCUGCGCUGUGAAGACGAUUUUUAUAAGACUGGAGUAGAGGGCAGCCCAGGCUGCACAUGUCCAGGGGGCCAGGGCUUGCCCAAGUACCAAGGCCGCAGCUCCCACAUCUCCUACCUCUAGGGGCUGCCCUGGCCCUGGAGGCAGCUAGAAGUCUAGGGAGGCCCUUAGUGUAGGCCAUAUGGGCUCUGGGCUCCCAGAACAGAUCCUCCUUCAAGUAGAUGUCUCUGCCACAGACCCAGCUUGCCCCAUGCCUGUGUAGGACUGGCCAGCAGGAGCACAAGACAGGCUUACCCGAGCUUCCCACUUUGCUGCCAGCCUUUUGUUGAAUGGGGAAGGCACCCCCUGCCUACCUCACAGGGCUGUUGUGAGGAUCAGAGAGGGGGAUGAUGGGGAAAGAACUCUGGAAGUUGUAAACUCCUGCCUGAUGUGAAGGACUGUCUGGGUGUCCUCUCCGCUGGCCAGAGUUGAGGAAAAGGAAGGUAGUGGCCUUCCUGGGGUUUAGCAAGAAGGCCAGAGCAGGGGGGCUAAGGAUGAAGGAGCAGCCCUGCCCACCUUCUGGUUCUCCAGGUCUGACCCUCCCGAGUGGCCUGGCAGUCACACCUUCACCUGCAGACCAAUGGCCUCUGUAUCUGGCUGUCAGGAGGAUUCAGCAAGGGGACUCAAGGAAGCCCCCCUAAGUUGUUUGGUACCGCCUCUGUGUGGGACUGGUCCUGCAGGGACUGACUUGGGGAAUUUGCUGCUUGCAGUCCCUUCCCUGGUGACGCCCAUUACUCUGACCUUUGAGCACAGAGAGGCACUUGCCUGAGGGCCUGGCCUCCUGUGAGCUUCAUGGGGUCCCUUUUGCCUGAUUUGGGGGUGUGUUCUUUUAUCCAUUUCCUAGGCCAGUAACUCCUAUGACCCAGGGUUCCAGGUGCCAAGGCCUGGAAGUCCUUUUGCACCUUUUUUCCUUGACACAGAGUCUUGCCCAGGGUACAGUACCCUGGCCUCACCCUAGCUCACAGCAACUUCAGACUCCUGGGCUCAAGCAGUCCUCCUGCCUCGGUCUCCCCAGUAGCUGAGACAAGAGGUGCCAUGCCUGGCUAAUUUUUCUGUUUUUAGUAGAGACUCUUGGUCAGGCUGGUCUACAACUCCUAAUCUCAGAGAUCCUCCCACCUCAACCUCCCAGAGUGUUAGGAUUAUAGGUGUGAGCCACUGUGCCUGGCCCCGUUUGCAUUUAGUUGGCAGUUAGGUUUUCCUUGUCAUUUCAGCCAGCUCUGAGGAGGCACAGGAGUCCAGUGUGAGGUGAAGCCAUGUAACAAUGGCGGGUACUUGGGCAGGGGAGGGGACAGGGAUUUGGCAGAGGCUGGGAUAGAGGGCCCUGAACUCUGGGCUGUGGGGCUCGCUUGGGCCUUAUUCUUCAGAUGUGGGACCACCUUUCUCCACUACCUCUAGGAAACUGGGGAGGAAGCGUCAUCUGGUACCUUCAACUUAGUCAUAGCCAACUCCUACUUUAAUUUGUUGAAAUCAGGAAUUUGGCAAACCUAUGUUAGCUGCAGAUGCCUUAGACAGUUUAUGUGGAACUCCCAACAUAUAGACAAAGCUGGCUGCUCUUUUGGGGGGAGCCCCAUGUCAUUCUGCUCUCCCCUUGCUCCUGUGGGUUCUGGGUGCCUAUCAUUUUCAGGGUGAGCCGUGGGAAGGGAAAUAUGGCCAGGUCAUAUUUCCAGUGGUCCAGAUUGCCCCUCCAAGCACAAACAUCCAGCAGAAGGCACAUUCCAAGGCUUUGCUCUUGCUAAUGGGAGAUCUGUGUGGGUGACUUGCCACGUAUCCCCUUGAACUUGUUCUUUCCCAGAGCCUGGGUACCCUCAACACCUUUGGUGGCCUGCAGCCUGCUCUAUGGUCCCAGCGAGGCUGUGCAGGCCUCUCACCAGGUCAGCCCUCUGCCCUGUCUAUGAAGGCAGAGGGUGAGCGGGUCAGGCCCUGGCUGGGCACAGGUACUCUGCACCUGGCUUCCACCUCUGCGGAGGGGAGGUGAAGAUGUUGAGAGCCCACCCGGAGCCUCUGCUCUCCACAUAUCUCCUUCAAGGACACAGAUGCCAGCCUUUUCCCUAAGAAGAUUUUAUUGAAUGCACACACAAAGUUCAUCCUUGGGUUUGCAAGUUCAAUCCGGCAAGUGAAGAGACAGCGCUGCUCGCGUGAACACGGGGCCCUUGCCACCAGCCCAGCAUAGCCAGGGAGACCAUAGGGUCUCCUGCGCUGGGGCUGCCCAGCACCUCUUUUCUUAUCUUCUGACCUGCCCCACAUGGGCCCAGGGGUCUGUUCAAGGGUAGAACUGGAAUCUGUGCUGAAACACAAAGUGCCUGGGAGGUGCCCACUGGCGUGACACAGCUCCCCCAGCAGCCAGAGAACACUCACUAGGUGGUAAGAGGAGACCUGACCAGAUGGGUCACUGUUGGCCAGGAAGAGCUGUGUGCUGGGCCGGCCAUCAGGCCUUACUGAACACACAGAGAAGCCUCUCAGACACAGAGGGGGGGCUGCCUGGGCUGAUGGGGACCUCCAGGGACCCCCUUAGCGCUAUCAGACAUCCCUGGGUAGACUGUGUGUCUGACCAUUCACAAAUAGGAAAUGAGAAAUCAGGUCAAAAUGCUCACAAUUUCCUGGAUGUCUCAGAUGGUUGUUUUCUUAAAUGGUGGGGCCAUACUUCAACUUGGUUUAUGGAAAUGAAUCAAUUUCAAGAUUCAUCAAAUCAAUAAGGUAAAAAGAAAAAGAAAGAUAA